Messenger RNA from Micropterus salmoides (largemouth bass), 1437 nucleotides. RefSeq names its product ATP23 metallopeptidase and ATP synthase assembly factor homolog (gene atp23). The coding region runs from base 274 to 975 and encodes 233 amino acids. Gene Ontology annotation, molecular function: metalloendopeptidase activity. The transcript has 6 exons. Gene Ontology annotation, cellular component: extrinsic component of mitochondrial inner membrane. NCBI's taxonomy places the organism in Eukaryota, Metazoa, Chordata, Actinopteri, Centrarchiformes, Centrarchidae. Gene Ontology annotation, biological process: mitochondrial proton-transporting ATP synthase complex assembly; mitochondrial protein processing. The record is from RefSeq and is a predicted model, not a curated record.
CGUAUACUACUCUCUAGCAAAACUGCAUUGAAUGUGCGCAUUUUACAUCGUUUUUAUAUUAUUUUCCAGAGACUAAUAUUUCUUUAAGUUUUUGUAUAAGAGCGAUGUAAAUCAAAUUAGAAAUACAGCUUCCCGUUUAUUACCUUUGACCUAUAGCUACCACGUGAUCUACAAAACAGUGAUGACCUCUCUUGCUUCUAACUAGCGGUAACGUUAGCUGACCGGGGGGGAACUUAUGCUAACAUUUCCAGAUUGUAGACAACAUUUAAUGCAAUGGAUCAAACUAAACAAGAGGAGGAAUAUGGAUACAAUUUGUUCCCGGAGAGGAACACGGGGAAGUACAAGAAGGGAUCAAUCGGGGAGAGCCUGUUCACUUUCAACCACAAGUGUCAGGUCAUGUUACAGUUCGCAAUGGAAACUAGUCCGUAUGCCAAACUCCUCCUCAGUGCCAUGAAAAGUUCAGGAUGCAAAGUGUUUAAAGAGCGACAUUUCUCCUGUGAAGACUGCGACGGGACGGUCAGCGGUGGCUUUGAUGCAGCUUCCUCUCAAAUCGUCUUGUGUCAGAACAACAUCCACCAGCAGUCCCAUAUGACACGAGUGGUCACACAUGAGCUCAUUCAUUCCUUUGACCACUGCCGGGCCCACGUGGACUGGUUCAACAACUUCAGACAUCUGGCUUGUUCUGAGAUCCGGGCAGCUAACCUCAGUGGAGACUGCGCCUUUAGCAAUGAAGCCGCCAGAUUCAACUUCGGCUUGAAGCAGCAUCAUCAGGAGUGUGUCAGAGGCCGUGCCCUUCGCUCCAUCCUGGCUGUGCGGAACAUUAGCCGAAAGGAGGCGGAGAAAAUAGUGGAUGAAGUCUUCGACACGUGUUUCAACGACCACGCGCCAUUUGGACGAAUCCCCCACAGCAAGAAGGAUGCCGGGUUUGCUUACAGAGAUUAUGAGAACAGAGAUCGAUAUUAUGCAAACCUUUAGUGUCGUCACAGUCUCAUUUAACUCCGUGUGAAUGGCGGUGACGCUGACAAGGGCUUGGCAGCGUCUGGGCCGUGGUCAGCAUAAGAGCCUCAGCAGAAUGACAGCGUGUCCAAAAGGAUCAUAUCCCUUCAGAAGGGAUUUUCAGAGAAUGAUUUGUCCUUGGAACAGGAAAGCAAGGAAGGAGCUACAGUUCAUUUCAUUUUCUACCUUUUGGACACUAAUUCUGUAUAGAGGGGUUGUAAGGAGUGGUUCGGGAAGUGAAGUACUAGAUGAGGCCCCUGUGAUGUAUUGGCCAUUUGUUUUUAGGUUAUCUACGGGUGCUUUUAAGGAAAUGCAGGGUUUCCUUUGACUGUCCUUUGUUGCCAUAUUGACCUCCACUAAUUUCUUGUAAAUAGAGUUGAUUGUGCUUGAAUUAAACAGAAUCAACUUGUGUUUGAAUAAACGUUUGAUUCCUCUGAAAAA